GGCCUGGCUCACAGUUGACAGUACAAUUCACCUGAAAAGUGUUCAGUGGGAUUCAAGACAGGAGUUUGAGCAGAACAGUCAAGUUCUUCCACACCAGACUCGGUGUCAAGAGAGCACCCGGAGACUUAAAAAUGUUUUGAUCACCAUAUAUUGGUUGGGCAGAAAGGCACAUGCUGAUCCUUUUUAUAAUGGACCUUACCUAAAACUAAAGGCUUUUGAAGGAUUGCUUGGCACAGCACUAUAUAAGGCACUCGAGAACUGCUCAUCACUGCAGGGCAGUGUGCAAAACAGCUCUUGUAGUGAUAGCUGGUACUCAGAGAAAGAGCUCUUCCCAUUACAGGCCGGACACAAGAGAGAAGACUCGCUAGACAGUCUCGACUCACUAGACUCCAGAACCCAUAGCACAUCCUCUGACGCUACGCUCAAAGGCAGCAGUGAGGGUUGUGGAAGUGACCCUGAAGCAGAGCUAAGCUUCAUGAUGUCAGUGAAUAAAGAAUAUCGCCGCUCGCUGGUCUUAACUCCCAAGACCACCACUGCGUUCAACCAAUUCCUGCCCACCAAGGACAAGCAGUCAGGCUAUGUUCCAGCACCCUUGCGCAAGAAACGUGCAGAGCGAAAUGACGACAACAGACGAAGCUGGGGAAGUCCUCUGUACACAGAUGAGGACGGCACUUUCACAAGACUGCAUCAGAACAUCUCUGGUAGUGAUGGGAGCAAAUCAGUGAGUGACAUCACAGAGGAUCAGAUGAACUUGAACUUGAGCAACUUGAGCAACUUGAGCAACUUGAGCAAGGAAGUCCGCUUUGAAGAACUGCAAAAGAUGCGCAUUCAGUUGAAGGAGAGUGAGGAUAAGUGGCAGGAUGAUCUUACAAGGUGGAAGAACAAACGCAGGAGUGUGAAUUCUGAUAUUGUGAAGAAAAAAGAGGAGAGAGAGCAGAUUGAGCAGAUCACUUCUAUCAGCGGCCCCAGGAAAUCAAAAACCUUCAAGGAGAUCCAGGAUAAGAGCUUUAACACAAGCGUCGAUGAUGUUUUUGAAGAACCUGUGCCCAGAACCAGAACUCUGCCACCACGUAGCUACACCAUUGACGUCCCUUACGCCCCUAUGGACAAACCUUCAGUACCCUCUGUGCCAUCUCUGAUGAAAGAGGAACCUGUCACUGGCACCCUGGCAUCAGACCAGACCGAUUUUCCAGCCAAAUGUGAUCGCUCCAGCCCAGAGAUCCCUCUUCAUAUGACAAACAACAUUCAACACAGCCAAACAACUACCCGAAGCCUUCUGGAUGAUCCCGUUCCAGCUAUUUCCAACAGCAACACCAGCCUCAAGCCCACCAGUAUCAGUAAACCAAACACCAGCAGCACCAUUCUGAACAGCUCUCAACAGUUGGAGACAAUUAGCACCACUAAGCCAGUUGAGAACUCCAGUGGCCCCAUUAGCUCUUUGUAUAAGCCCAGUUCAAUGGAGACAAAGCAGCCUGGGCUGGAUCGAGUUUCUGCCUCCCUCCCCAGGAGCUACCAGAGAUCAGAUAGCGCAAGGCUCACCUCUGUAAUCACACCCAGACCAUUCGGCACACAGUCCAACCGAAUCACCUCCUUUCCCAGAGCAUUCACGAUGGAUGACACUCAUAAGUGCAUGAAUGGAGAGACUGACAGCCUCAAGAAAACAAAGUUUCCCAACCGCUAUGCUCAGUAUGUGACGGACGAUGAUGAUUUCUCCCAGGGCAGCCCUCUGCAGAGCAGUAAUGAAGAAGAGGAGGAGACAUUACAAACCCCUUCUCCCGUCCCUCGAGUCAACAGGGUGUCUCCCCUGCCCAAAGCUCCAUCUGUGAUCAGCCCUGCUAAUGAGGUGAGUUACAGUGACAUGAGAAUCAGCCUGAACCAAAAAUCCAACAGCAGCCAAGACUUUGGCUUCCAGACUGACUGGGACUCUACAGGAGUCAGUAUCAAAUCUGUAGUGCCAGGAAGUCCAGCGGAGCUCGGUCAGGUGAAGGUUGGAGAUGAGAUCCUUACAGUGAAUGGACACAGUGUGGCACACAUGAGCUAUAUUGAGUGGAAGAACAGUAUGGAGGAGUCUUUGCAAAAGGGAAGUCUGCUCAUGGACAUACGCAGACAUGGCAGGAAUAACUGGGGCAGAGACCUACCUUCCCUUCCAUACACAAGCCUUAAGACCAUCAAUCUGACCAGUCUGGAUCCUCUAGGUUCAACUGAGUCAUACCUCAGCACCAUCCUGGAUAAGGACACCGCCGUGAAAGCCGUAAACGUCAGCUCUCAUCCUGGCAAUAAUUAUGGCUCGAAUGGGAUAAAUGGUGGUUUUGGCAAUGAAUGUGGGACCAUGAAUAAUAAAGAAUCUGAAUCCAUUUCUUUGAAAAACUUAAAAAGGAGAUCAGAGUUUUUUGAACAAGGUGGCUCUGAUACAGCAAUAUCAGAUCUGCCCAUGCCCUCCAUCUCUACAUCCUCAACCCACUGGUCCUGGGACCCAGAGGUAGAGCACAGACGACAGGAGAAAUGGCAGAAAGAGCAGGAGCGUUUGCUGCAGGAGAAGUACAAGAAGGACCAAGAAAAACUUGAUGAGGAGUGGAGAAAGGCCCAGCAGAACCUUUUGAAGGAGAGCUCCAGAAACCAUGAGGAUGAGUUGAGGUCUCUGGAGACGGACAGACACAGACCCUACAGACAGUCUACUCCUCCUUGGGAAGAACUUGAGACCUCCAGAUUGGCCCAGCAGGAGGAAGAGAGGAAGAAAAGACAGGAGGAAAUGCAGUGUUUAGAGGAAGAGAGAAGAAAAAGGGAGGAACAAGAGCACCUUGAGAAAGAGAGGAAGAAGAGAGAAGAGGAAGAGUGCCUCCGUCAGGAAAAAGAGAGGAGAAGAAGAGAUGAGGAGGAGAGGAAGCAACUGGAAGAGCAGAGGAGGCUUCAGGAGGAGAGAGAUAAGGUGGACGCCUAUGGCUAUACCAAUGUUUACCAUGACAUAUCCUACUCGCACAGGGCCAUGUCCAAAUCCACUCCAGAGCUUGAUGAGGUUACAAAACCAGAUAUUAAAGGUGUGUUUGGCAGGCACAGGGGUUUGGCUGGAUGGCUGCUGGAGGAGGAAAUGAGGCGAAAGAAAAACCCUAAGAUUCAGAGACAGCUGGCUGCAAGUGAGCUAGAGCUUGAGAGGAGGAGCAUCCUCAAUGCCAUGAAAUACAGAGACCCAGAGAGAGGUCCAGCAGCAAGCAGUGGUCUGGGUGAAGUUGGUAAGAAAGAGUCACUGUCUCAGGCUGAGGUGGAAAGGCAGCAGAUCCUUCAUGAGAUGAAGAAGAAGACUCCCUUGCAUACAGACAACAGCUGGAUUCGCCAGCAGAGCACUUCAAACAACACUGAGAGUGAACCUUUCAGCCUGCCUAUCAGGAGGGGCGAGUCUCUUGACAAACCUGAUAUGCCUCGUUCUUCCUGGAGGUCAUCAUGGAGCACAUCUGACAGCACCUCGUCUAUACCAGACUACAGCCGACCUCACUCGGCCCUCUCUGGCUCCUCGUCCAACCAUAGUGGGCGUCCAGGGUCUGCCACUCUGCAGGCAUCUCAAUCCAUGAGCUCCCUGAGACAGUCCUGGUCCCCAUCCUCCCCCACAUCAACUACUUCACCAGAGCCACAGCCUCGAGCUCCACCUCGGAAUAGGUCAGUGAGUGGCAGGAAAAUCUGUUCGUUCUGUAAUACACCACUGGGCAAGGGAGCGGCCAUGAUCAUCGAGUCCCUGGGACUCUGUUAUCAUUUGAGUUGUUUCAAGUGUAUUGACUGCAAUUCAGAUUUGGGAGGCUCAGAAGCUGGAGCAGAAGUCAGAAUACGAAAUCGACAGCUUUACUGUAACUCCUGCUAUAUGCGACUCAAAACUGGGCAGCCCACCACCAUGUGACCUUGCUGUAUUGCAGCAGAUUGAGGAGGAACCAAUCACAGACAAGUACCUGUAAACACUAAGGGUUUGCUGGAGAAGUGAUGAACAUUGAGUGGUUUAGCCAGCCUUGAUUAUUCAGUGAGCUUCUAUUCUUCCUUUUUUUUUUACUUAUUAGUCGGUGAGAUUCCUAAAGCUCUGUUUAUCUGAAAGUAUUAGCAAUUAUUUGUACAAAAGGGAUGUGCAUGUACCUGAAAAUUAACUAUGCUUUUGAAGAGAUACAUACACUGUCUUUUUCAUCAUUGAAAGAUUCUGAUGAUUUCUGGUUGGCUUAACUGACAUCUGUAUGGUCCUAAAAGUAUUUAUAUUAAAAUGAUAGAUAUUUGCUAUUGUAUUGCUAUUGCUUAUCUCCUGCUGUCUUUGCUAUAUAAGGGUUUGCUGACUAAAUAUCCUGUUAUACCACCUCAUCUGUGUGCCUUUUAUGUUUUAAAGAGGAAAGAUGAUUUAGGAGAAAUCCAUUACAAAUUGAUUUAAAAGUGGCAUGAUUAGUAAGCAGCACUCAUGACAUUAGUUAUAUACUCUUUCAUAUAUGGUUGAAUCUAUUUUAUGUAUCUGCAAGUCCUCUGCAGAGGAAAAAGAGAUGAAUGUGGACCUGAAGCAACUUAGCAAUAAUUGUAAAUAAAAUUACUAAGCAAUAAAUCUC
This is a messenger RNA of Myxocyprinus asiaticus (Chinese sucker), 4562 nucleotides long. RefSeq names its product LIM domain only protein 7-like. Gene Ontology annotation, molecular function: protein binding. Gene Ontology annotation, biological process: regulation of cell adhesion; regulation of signaling. The transcript has 27 exons. The record is from RefSeq and is a predicted model, not a curated record. Bases 476 to 3883 code for a protein of 1135 amino acids. Lineage: Eukaryota; Metazoa; Chordata; Actinopteri; Cypriniformes; Catostomidae.